UAUUUUUAUUUUAUUGUUGUUUCCGAUUGAGUGUUUGUUUUGUGUCUUUGGUGUGUAUGUUCUAGGUCAGUAUUUUCUGUUGUUUAUGUAUGAUGUGAUGUGUGGCAGCUCCAGUAAUGUGUUUCUCUGUCCGUCUCUCAGAUCCUCCGGCGGUGGAGCCGGUGUGGCAGGAGGUGCGGCAGGGUUUGGGUCGGACGGUGUCCAUGAACUGUCGUGUUCUUCGGGCUCAUCCGUCCCGCGUGCUGCGCUACGAGUGGAGGCUGGGCUCACGGCUGCUGCACGCCGGCACCUUCGACUCGCGCGACGACACCGACUACACCGUACGCAACCUGGCGCGGGAGGGCUACGGCGAGUACACCUGUGACAUCAUCAACGAGGUGGGGCCUGGACGCUGCACCUUCCUGGUGACCGGGAAAGCGUAUCCUCCAGAGUUUUAUUACGACACAUAUAACCCGCUGUGGCAGAACCGGCCGCGUGUGUACGGAUACAAGCUGCAGUGGACACAGAUGAACCCGAACGCUGUGGACCGGAUCAUGGUGUACCGCCUCGGGAUACGACAGACGGGGAAGCAGCGCUGGUGGGAGCAGGAGAUUCAGGUGGAGGGAAACAUCCAGAAAGGAGAGCUGAUCACUCAUAACCUGACGGAGCUCAUCCGACCCGAAGCUUACGUGGUUCGACUGACGCCCAUCACACGCUUCGGAGAGGGAGACUCCUCCACCCGAGUCGUCACGUACAGCGUUCCCAUCAAUCCUCAUCUGAGAGAGUUUCACUGCAGUUUUGAGGAGGAUCCCGUCUGUAUGUUCACUCAGGACAAGAACGAUGACUUCGACUGGACGAGACACAGCGCAGCUACACGUGACACUAAAUACACGCCCAACACGGGGCCCAGCGGGGACCGCAGCGGCUCCAAACAGGGUUUCUACAUGUACAUUGAGACGUCCAGACCUCGAAAAGAGGGUGAUACGGCUCGUCUCCUGAGCCCAACGUUCAACGUGGCUCUUAAAAGCUCCUACAGCAUCAGCAGCCCGCCGGCGUACUGCUUCAGCUUCUACUUCCACAUGUUCGGCAAACACAUCGGCACUCUGAAUGCAUUUGUGAAGCAGAAAGGUCAGUCUACUUCAGAAGCCGGUCCAGUCUGGUCUCUCAGCGGGAACCAAGGGGACCGAUGGAGACAAGCCAAAAUUAGCAUCCAUCCCACUGCCUCCUUCCAGGUGAUGUUCGAGGGCAUCCGCGGCCCCGGGAUCGAGGGGGACAUCGCCAUCGAUGAUGUCACUCUCGAGGAGGGGGAGUGUCCUGACCCUCCGUCCAAUCCGAUCAGAGGAGCGGCUGCACACAGCGUCUCCAGUAUAUGGCCAUUGAGCGUCACACUGUUUUAUACCGUAUUCAUUGGUCUGAGGUGACACUCCACGUGAGAAGAGACUCCAGACACGUCCCUCAAUAUAUAAUCACCAAAGAUUCAUGCUUUCGGAUCGCUUGGAAGGCACAACCACAAACAGAAAAGUAAUAACUAAUGCUAAAAAUAAAUUCUCUCGAUGUCUGGAACCAACCGAGGGUUUGAGCACUGACCUGAGAAGCACAACGACUACAUCGCAAUCUGGAUUUAAUCGUGAAUGAAGAUUCCCCUUCCCUGUUUUCCAUCUUGAGAUGCUGUUGUGCUUUGGAGUACAUCUCAUCUUCUUCUGAUAGUCCCGAUCUUGAAUUGUUCUGGAUUUGGUUUAGAUUGGCGCUUUAAAACGCUUUAUUCACAACACUGUGCUCACGUUCCCAAGUGGAGAACCUUGCGUGUUUUGGCGUCUGUGAUGGUUCGUCAUCGUUCCCAGCACCGGUUGAGACAGAGUUUCUGCCGUUAAAAAAAAAAGAAGUGCCUUCAGGUUAAAAAACAAACAAAACUGAUCCGUUAGCCUGGCCAUCGACACCAAACGUCCAUGUUUCUAACAUCUCUGAUGGGCUAUUUUAUACUCAUUUCCACGAUGUUUGGCUGCUGGAGGACGAUGUAUGGACGAAUGUCACGCUCUCCAUCCCGAACCGUCAUGCUUCUGUCAUUUAUAUACCGAACAAUGUGCAUUCUGAGAUAAAAAUAAAAACACAAAAUAUUCAUAAUUAUAAUAAUAUUUUAUUACUCCAUUCAGAAUGUGUCUCAGCUUUUACACACGAACUGUGAAAGUCAGUGGUGGUAACUUAUCAAUGCUUUUAAAAAAAAAGAAACGUGUCGAGUUGUGUCUCGUUUCUCCUGAUUUACAUUCAAAUGUUCCGACUUUAUUGUCUUUAUUUCUCGUCGUCUCCCUUGCAUUGCUGAAAAUAUUAAAAACAGGCAGAAACACGCCGGUUUGUUAACUGUACAACUUGUAUAUGUAAAGAAGCUCUGAUUUAUACGAGAUGUUUUGUGUACGAGUCAAAGGAAGCACAACAUUUAGGAUUCAACCGUUUAGAAGCAUCAUAUAUGUGAGCGUCCUCCUGCAAACUCAACGUGAAAAUAAAACGUGACACUGAAAGCGUCGAAGCUAAUUGAAUCAAUACUACUUUACAUUCGCAUGGGCUAUUUUUAAAUAGAUUUUUCACAUAAUGGUAAUAUCGCUCAUGCAAAGGGUUAAAAAAAAAAUACGAAAAACGUCAAAAGCUGACUUACAGUCAAAGAUGUUCAGAAGUCAUUUAAAGUAAUAGUUCACAUGAAAUUGAAAAUGUCUGAAAGAACGAGCCGGUGAAUAAUGAAGCGUGAUUAAUCUCCUGGUUUUACCGGAGGACGUGACGUCACAUAUAUGUGUUGGCAUGAUGUAAAAGAUUCAUUCACAGUACGAUGACUGACGCUCGUUACAGGACUUCAGAAUCAUCCGUCUAACGAAUCACGAGUCAAAUAUACAAGUCAAAUCAGCCAAACAGAGUGUCAGAGUCUUUAUGAUGUAAAAAUGAGACGGCCACAAGAAAACAAACCAAUACUAAUGAUGUUAAUUAAGGGCUAAAGGCAUCUUAGCUUGUUUCUGUGUGAACAAAUACUACAUGAGAAAUAUCAUUUGAAGUCAUGGAUGUAAUGUGUUUUCUGUUUAGAGCUGGGUUGAAUACAUUUGUAAUGAUUUGCUGGUGAAAACGAGCCAACAUUGUGAGUAUUGCAAUGAUUUUUUUGCACUUUUUGUUUGGUGUUCGCAUAUGAUUCAUUCGAGUGAAUCACUUCAAAAUGUCCGAUUCAACAACUCCUUCCGAAAAGUCAUUCAAGUGUUUUAUUAAAAAUACUAUGUACUGCACAUAGUAUUUAAUGUACUGUAAAUAUUGCUGUUUAUUAUUCUGUAUUGUUGGUAAAUGAUUCACAAUCGUUUGUGUUCGUUUAGUGUGGAACUGUUGCUUUGAUUGUUUGAAUUAGACUUUCACUGGGUUUUACUUUUAUGUUUAAACAUUUACAUUCUGAUUAUUGUCUGAAAAGUGUUGGGAAAAUUGUAUCACCAGCUCGAAUGCCAUGAUGAAAUUUUGACAGGGUAACGAUUGGUCAAAUUUAACCCUCCUAUCGCAUUUUUGCAUUGGUGAAACGUGAGCUUGUAAAAUUUGUUUUGUCUAAAGCCAUAUUGUUUCUGAUCGGCAACUUCUCAUUAAUGAGGGAAUUCGCAAAAAAAAAAUCCAAGUUUACAGUGUUUUACCCCUUUUUAAUAUUUGAGAAAACUCAAUAAUUAUUGGAAAUUUCACAUUUUACAACAACUACAGUAA
This is a messenger RNA of Carassius auratus (goldfish), 3690 nucleotides long. RefSeq names its product MAM domain-containing glycosylphosphatidylinositol anchor protein 2-like. The transcript has 9 exons. Gene Ontology annotation, molecular function: protein binding. Gene Ontology annotation, cellular component: membrane. The coding region runs from base 117 to 1400 and encodes 427 amino acids. NCBI's taxonomy places the organism in Eukaryota, Metazoa, Chordata, Actinopteri, Cypriniformes, Cyprinidae. The record is from RefSeq and is a predicted model, not a curated record.